This is a messenger RNA of Penicillium taxi, 1140 nucleotides long. RefSeq lists its product as uncharacterized. The coding region runs from base 1 to 1140 and encodes 379 amino acids. The record is from RefSeq and is a predicted model, not a curated record. NCBI's taxonomy places the organism in Eukaryota, Fungi, Ascomycota, Eurotiomycetes, Eurotiales, Aspergillaceae. The transcript is spliced from 4 exons.
AUGGCCAGUAAACCUAUUUUUGUGGCGACUCACCCCCGCGCUUGCUCCACAGCAUUUGAACGAGUCUUUAUGACUCAAAGAGACACAAUUCAAUGUGUCCAUGAGCCAUUCGGCGAUGCCUUCUACUAUGGCCCAGAACGUCUCUCAACCCGUUUCGAGAAUGACGAACAGGCCCGCCUGGACAGUGGAUUCAGUGAAUCAACAUAUCUCACCAUAAUGGAGAGAUUUGAGCGUGAAGCAUCUGAGGGAAAAAGAGUCUUCAUCAAGGACAUUGACCACUAUCUCCUUCCACCCCAUGGGAAGCCGGCGAGUAUAGCCCCAUCCCUGUUACGCCUCAAGCGUGGUGUAGGCACCGAUAAACCCCAGACCAAUGGUGUGAAUGGUACCAACGGCACUACUCACGCCAACGGCCACUCCAACGGUGUCAACGGGCAUGCCAACGGGCAUGCCAACAUCAAAAAGACUCCAUACCCGUAUGACACUGCGGCGGAGCCAGGCAACCCAACAGUAAUUCCGCGAGAGCUGCAAGAGAAAUUCCACUUCGCAUUCUUGAUCCGCGACCCGCACCACAGCGUGCCGUCGUACUACCGCUGCACAAUCCCGCCACUAGACAAAGUGACAGGAUUCUUCAACUACGACCCCUCAGAAGCCGGGUACGACGAGCUGCGUCGCCACUUUGACUAUCUCCGGACGCAGGGACUUGUCGGGCCGCGAGUAGCGACGCGACCUGAGCUCUCGCCGGAAGCAGGAUCGGCUGCGGACGCUAGCACCGUGCAUGAGAUUUGUGUCGUUGAUGCGGACGACAUGCUCGAUGCACCGGCGCCGACGAUCAAGGCUUUCUGUGAUAGUGUUGGUUUGCCGUAUUCGACUGAUUUGUUGGAGUGGGAUACCGAGGAGGAUUAUCGGUAUGCAUGCGAGGCUUUUGAGAAGUGGCGUGGUUUCCAUAACGAUGCUAUUGAGUCCAAGGGUCUCGUGGCGAGAGUUCAUAAACAUGCUGUCAAGACUGAAGAGCAGUAUGAUGCUGAGUGGUUGGAGAAGUAUGGCCCCAAGGGCGCUGGUCUCAUCCGUGAAGCUGUUGACAGGAACAUGGCCGACUACCUUUAUCUAAAGCAGUUUGCCGUGAAGGUGCCAACUGCAUAG